AAAUCGUAAACAAAAACUUUCGCGGGUCGGUUUAGAAGAUUACAAAAAACUUGAUUUUAAAAUUAUUGUAUUCGGUGUUAUGGCUUCGGUUGUGUUACGGAAGGAGCGCUAUCAUUCCCUCAACGAUCUGGUUGGGCUGGCUCAGUGUUUGGUUGGCCAGAACAUCCUGAUAGAUUUGCGCCAUGAAGCUUCGGUUGCCGGCAAAAUUGCCAGUGUUGAUGGUUUUAUGAACAUUGCAAUGGAAAAUGUUGUUUACAUUGAUCAACUCGGGAAGCAAUUUCCGAUGGAAGAAUUUAUGAUCUAUCCUCGAUACAUUCGCUACAUCCACGUACCUGAAUCGGUUGAAGUAAAACACCGAGCUCAACUCCGAGAAAAUCGAUCAAAUUUAGAACAGCUUGUUACCAAGGUGUAA
This is a messenger RNA of Uranotaenia lowii, 412 nucleotides long. Its product is annotated as U7 snRNA-associated Sm-like protein LSm10. Gene Ontology annotation, biological process: mRNA 3'-end processing by stem-loop binding and cleavage. Lineage: Eukaryota; Metazoa; Arthropoda; Insecta; Diptera; Culicidae. The transcript is spliced from 3 exons. Bases 80 to 412 code for a protein of 110 amino acids. Gene Ontology annotation, molecular function: U7 snRNA binding; histone pre-mRNA DCP binding. The record is from RefSeq and is a predicted model, not a curated record. Gene Ontology annotation, cellular component: nuclear body; cytoplasmic U snRNP body.